Molecule: messenger RNA, 1067 nt
Organism: Ciona intestinalis (vase tunicate)
Lineage: Eukaryota; Metazoa; Chordata; Ascidiacea; Phlebobranchia; Cionidae
Source: RefSeq, a predicted model, not a curated record
UUUUAUUUUUUCAGUUUUUCCUGACAAUUGUACCACAUACUACGGAGAACACAGUGUGGAAUGCCUUACCACUGUCUGGUUAAUAAAAGGUUGUUUACAUGAAGGAACAAAAGCUCCAGUUAAACUAGAUCACAUUGAACUUCAUGAUAUAGAUGUAUUGAAUAUAAGUGGAGUAUUGGAAACUUUUGAAACUGUUCGAAUGAAAGCUGAUAAUGGUGAUAAAGAAAAAGGAUUGGAAUGUUAUGGAAUUGUUUACCCUGACGAUUGCACUUCAUACCACGGACCUCAUUCUCUUGAUUGUCUCAUCACAAUCUGGGAAGAAGUGGAUUGCAAGGUCAAAGGUUAUAGAUAUCCUGGAAAUCUUACAAGUGCAGAUGCUGCAUUGCAAACAAUGAAUUUACGAGAUGUAAGAACACACAUGGAAGCCGUAAAAUUAGCAGCAGAUGAUGGACAUGAUGAUCAUCAGUUAAAUUGUUAUGGAAUAGUGUUUCCUGAAAAUUGCACCACAUACUAUGGGCCACACAGUGUGGAAUGUCUAACAACUAUCUGGAAAUCAAAAGGCUGUUUGGAUGAAGGAACAAACGCGCCAGUUAAGUUAGAUCUAGAGGAAAAGGGAGAUCUUGAUUCAUUACCUUUGGAUGAAGUUUUGGAUAAAUUCGAAACAACUCGAAUCACAGCGGAAAGUGGUGAUAAAGAAAAAGGAAUGGAAUGUUAUGGAAUUGUUUUUCCUGAGAAUUGUGUUUCUUAUUAUGGUCUACAUGAUCUUGAAUGUCUCAUCACAAUCUGGGAAGAAGUGGAUUGCAAGGUCAUGGGUUGGAGGUAUCCUGGCAACCUCACAGUUUCUGAUGCCGAUGCGUUAAGAUCCUCAAACUUAAGAGAAAUAAUACAAAACAUGAAAAGUGUAAAAUUAGCAGCAGAUGAUGGAAAUGAUGAUCAUCAGUUAAAUUGUUAUGGAAUAGUGCGCCGUGUCCACUUUACAUGAUGUGGUCUGUAGUCACACACAAGAGCAGCCUGUCCAAUCUACAUAGUCUGGAUUUUCUCUGAGAGCUUCUUCUGCCUUGCUGUUC